Spizellomyces punctatus DAOM BR117 is the source of this 687-nucleotide messenger RNA. RefSeq lists its product as uncharacterized. The record is from RefSeq and is a predicted model, not a curated record. The transcript has a single exon. NCBI's taxonomy places the organism in Eukaryota, Fungi, Chytridiomycota, Chytridiomycetes, Spizellomycetales, Spizellomycetaceae. Bases 8 to 532 code for a protein of 174 amino acids.
CAGACCAAUGACCAUAGAGCCCAUCGUAGAGGCCAAGCCGGAUUCUCUGUCUAUUCAUGUUCCGACAAAUGUUUGCCUCACUGCCCAAAAUGAUGUUCUGCCGGCAGACAACAAUGAGCCCACUAUUCGGCUUCUACACAACAUCAACAACCGGCUAGCACGGCUGGAACAGCUUCUCAUUUCUGAGGAAUCCACUCCAGCGACGCUACAAAGCACCAUACCGGGUACCAUCAUAUCCUCUGCUGAUGCCUUGUGUCCGCAGUCUCUAGCCACACGGUUCAUUCGUUCCAUUCCUUCCCGAGCCAUUGCAGCGGCGCGAAACGCCGUGCUAAGACAGCUACAGAGUUUUGCGAUCACGACCGUUUCCAGCUUGCUCAUGUUUCUUUGGAUACGAAAGCUGCGCAAGGUUUUUCUGAAAUGGGCAAUUUUGCUACUCUUCAAGACGGCGGAAUGGACCCGGCACGAGAAUAUGAGAGCGUUUAGAAAGGCUGGCCAAAAGGCACUAAUGGUGGCGACUCGUAUCCUUCAAUAGUGUUACAUAGUGUUACAUAUCUCCUUUAGCUACAUAGAAUAUAAAGCAUCUAUAGAGGCGGAAACGGUUGGAUGUUGGUCUGUGGACAAUACAGCCGGCAACCAUAGGUGAAUCCUUUCUCCAAAGAUCAUCGCUGAGUGUAUCGGCAGCCGAAC